Messenger RNA from Panicum virgatum (switchgrass), 900 nucleotides. Its product is annotated as sec-independent protein translocase protein TATB, chloroplastic-like. The record is from RefSeq and is a predicted model, not a curated record. The annotation marks the transcript as partial. Lineage: Eukaryota; Viridiplantae; Streptophyta; Magnoliopsida; Poales; Poaceae. Gene Ontology annotation, biological process: protein transport. The transcript has 5 exons.
UGUAAAUGUAGGGAGCAGAAGAUCAAGCCGCAGAAGCGUUAUCUGCACUUCCCUGUUUGGAGUUGGAGCUCCCGAAGGGUCGCCUUGUUGGUGUUCGGCCCCAAGGGUCUAGCAGAGGUAGCCAGAAAUUUGGGGAAGACUUUGCGUGCUUUCCAACCAACCAUUAGAGAGUUACAGGAUGUAUCAAGGGAGUUCAGGAGCACUCUUGAACGAGAAAUUGGAAUUGAUGAGGUUCCCCCCUCCACGAAUUAUAGGCCCACAACCACGAAUAACAACGAACAACCUGCCGCCGACCCAAAUGUUAAGCCUGAAGCUGCACCUUAUACUAGCGAGGAACUCAUGAAAGUAACUGAAGAACAAAUUGCUGCGUCUGCGGCUGCUGCCUGGAAUACUCAGCCUGCCCCAUCACAAGAGCAAGAAGCAGCACCCCGAACUCAAAGUACCGGCACUGCUACAUCAGGAGGUAAUGAUGGUCCUGCAGCUCCUGCUCCUGCGACCGAGUCUGUUCCAAGCGAAGCAAAUCAGUCUGAGAAAGUGGAAAGCGAGCGAAGCAAAUCAGUCUGAGAGGCGGAAAGCAAGCAAUAAAGCCAGUGGAUGGGAAGAGCAAAUCAGGGCUGGAGUUUUGCUCAGUUUUUUCCUGAGGCCGGGGGAAGAGUUGUAUGAAAUGCUUACAGUUUUUUUCCUGCGAAGAGCAAAUCAGGCUUAUUCUGUUUAUCCUGUGCUGCUGUUGUAGAUGUUGAAGAAGGCUGUGUAUAUUUCCUAGUAGUGCGUCACCCGCUGCCACGGCUGCUGCUUGUGCCGUCGUCGGCCUUGUAACAUUUCUGAGCCUGUCGUAGCCACGACAGUUUGUUGUAUGGAGCAAUGAGUUUAAUCAUUAUUGAACGGCGAGGCGAUUGAUUC